Messenger RNA from Schistocerca piceifrons (Central American locust), 2149 nucleotides. RefSeq names its product probable G-protein coupled receptor Mth-like 4. Bases 134 to 1990 code for a protein of 618 amino acids. The record is from RefSeq and is a predicted model, not a curated record. Gene Ontology annotation, biological process: cell surface receptor signaling pathway; G protein-coupled receptor signaling pathway. Gene Ontology annotation, cellular component: membrane. NCBI's taxonomy places the organism in Eukaryota, Metazoa, Arthropoda, Insecta, Orthoptera, Acrididae. The transcript has 11 exons. Gene Ontology annotation, molecular function: G protein-coupled receptor activity.
ACACGCAUCGCCGCACCGAGCUGGAGGUAGCGCGCCCGUAUCGUGGCAUCUCGAAUGGGCACCGCUCCUGCACACGACCUGGACUCUGCCGUACCGGAAAAACAGCAGUGACCCCGUGGUUUAUUACGCAGAAAUGGGAGCCCAUCAAAAACUCCAUGGAGUAGCGAGACUGAAGAGCAGGCCACAAUAUGGAGUUGCAGUGUUGGUGUUGGCGUCCUUGGCAGUUCCGCUCUCCAGAUGUUCGCUGGUGAAAAUUCCCAAGUGCUGCCCUCUGCACCAGCAGCUGUCGUACGACUUUGAUUCAUGCAUCGAUUAUGAGAGCGCGGCUGCCACUGACAACGACACCAGCUGGUGGUUGUCGCCCGAAGUGAUCGACCAGAUGGACGCUGAGUGGGUGGUGGGCCCGGGACAGCGGCAGGCCUGUUCUGCAGCCGAGUCGACGCUGUGGCUGCAGGAGUUGGGCGACGUGGUCAUGACGGCAGGGGGACGCCUGGAGCUGGACGUGGGUGGCGACAGCGAGCCGCUCCAGCUGGAACUGGACCCCCACCUCUACUGCCUGGACAGGACGCAGAUCGCCGGCGGGCGGCUCGUGGCGCUGUCUUGCCUGUGCGGCUCGGCGCCCCUGCGCUGCUGGACCAGCUGCUGCCCCGGCGGGUCGUCCCUCAGCUUAGUGGGCGAGCAGGCGGCGAGCUGCGUCUCCUCCCAACACGAGCUGCCCGGCCACUGGGUGCCCCAGCCGCACCUCUUCACUCCAGGGGGCGGCGUGCCCUGGAGGGUCACCACGCUGCCCCAGUGUGAGGAGAACGAACACGUAGUGGUGCUGCCUGCUGGUAGGCGGUACCGGCUGCUGGCCGAUGGCGGCGCUGCUGUGGAGGAUGGGGAAUCCCCAGAAGGGAGACACCUGUCAGCCCACCAGUACUGCGCAGACGCGGAGCAUUUCCUGUACUGCAAGAGCAGGGUGGCCAACCCCAGCAGCGGCGAGCGCACCAGGCGCGUCGUCUACGUCUGUCUGCUGGUGCUGGGCACAGCCUUUCUGCUCGCCACUAUCGCCAUUUACUCCUGCUUCCCAGUGCUGCUGAGUCGGGUCUUGUCUCGUGCCCUGGUAGCACACUGCUGCUCUCUGGUGGCGGCCUACGUCACUGCCGCCGUACUGCACGCUGCCUCGCAUAUCCCGCACCCUGCCUGCACCAUCACAGCAUUCGUCAUGCAGUUCUCUUACCUGGCCGCAUUCUUCUGGCUGAAUGUGAUGUGCAUUGAUAUAGCACUGGCAGUGAGCCGGAGGAGCCGCCCCCAGGAAGGCAGCACACACAGGGAGCGGUGCAAGUUCCUGCUGUACUCUGGGUAUGCGUGGGGCGUGCCAGCCACUAUUUGUGCCAUCACAGCUGCCGUGGACUUCUCUCUGGCAGUGCCCACCACCAGCCAGCUCAAGCCCAACAUCGGCACCAGAACGUGCUGGUUCCAAGGUGAGACAGCAAUGCUGAUAUACUUCUAUGGCCCUGUCUCAUGUGUGAUGGUUGUGAACUUGUUGCUGUUCAUUUUAACUGCUGUAAAUACUACAGUUAAAAGUGAAAACCAUGGUGAUGGUACUCAAACAGGUACUAUCAAGCCCAAAAAGAGGACACAAAGAGAAAGGUUGUUAAUGUUUAGCAAAAUAUUCAUCUUGAUGGGUCUAACUUGGGUAACUGACAUUUUGUCAUGGAUUUUUGGUGGACAGCACAAGUAUUAUUGGAUUGUGACUGACACAAUAAAUAUUUUGCGUCCCGCUUUCAUUUUCUAUAUCUUCUGCUGCAAUCGAAGAAUUCUGGAGAUGUUGGCAGCUCACCUGCCAUGUACCUCUGGCUGUUCUUCAAACCACCCUAGCUCCAGUACAGAAUCAGGACGCAGCCUGAAUGUUUACAGAGUGUGUUCUAAUGAUGACAGUCAUAGCCCAACAGUACAAUAUAGAGCACUCACUGGUAGAGAAAUUUCACAUGGAGACCAUCAUCCAUGAAAAGCCUCAGCAACAAUAACAAGAAAUCUACAAGGCCAAUAAUAAAAUAAGAAACACUGUGAGCAGAAAUUGAAAAUCUGAAAUGGAAAAAUAUUCAGCUUUCCAUUCUGUUACUGGAAUAUGACUCUCUGACUAAGAAAUUUGGAUAAAAUAACUGGU